UGCUAAUACACUGUAAUUAUUUUUCAGAACAGAAAAAAAGACAAAGAUGGCGUCAAGAAACUUUGCGUACGGAAGAGAAAUAGCUUUUAUGUUAGUUGUAUUGUUUAUGACGUGUGUCUCCAUGCCAACCGACCCAGCGUCUAUCCCUGGUGACGUAACGCUGCCGGCAGUGGGCGUGGCUACAAACGACGAGGGCGGGGUGGCAGCGAGUGAAGACUACUACGAGUCUGAUUACGAAGAUGAAGAAAAGACAAACAUAAAAGAGUUCUCUGACAAGGGCGGGAACUCUGGUGAAAUACAAGCAAGAAACUUCGAGAACGUCACGCACGAUUGGCUGGAAACUGACGGCCACUACACGGAUGACGUCACAACAGCAACAGUCCAAGAGGACGAUUUAACUGGAGGCGAGGGGGUCAUGGGUUUGGGAGGCGAAGGGGUCAGGGGUUUAGAAAAAUUAGCAGACGACACUGCAGACGACAGGAUCCCACUGAGAAAACGGACAGGUCUUGUAAUGUCGACCGAAUCAACUCAGCUUAACGUUUCCAUGGUAACGAGUACUAAAGUCGAUGAGUUAAGCCAAGACCCGGAGAUCUAUGCUAAAAGAGGUUCUCAGCUGACUGACCAAGCGAGCCCGAGGGUAGAUGAGCCUGAUGUGGACGAGUCCCCUGGUGUUGAGGAAACCAGCGGACCCACAGACAGCCAGACCGACCCAGGGGGGAAUCACACAGAGGAGAUGACCCACGUGACACACCCACUGCACGUGGACGCUGGUCAGUUUACAGGUCCGGUAACCUCGGGCUCAACACAUUCUGGACACGAUUCUAGAUCCCCAACAUCACAUACCCCCGGGGAGUCACAUGACUUUGUACCGAGUGGACAUCCGGGCAACACAUCCGGACACAAUGGGCAGUCGGACAUUACACAAGAACAGAAUGGACACUCGGACAAUACAACUGAAUCAAGGGAUGAUGAGAAAGACCUAGCACAAAACAGACCCCCGCAAACAGUGGAUCCUGCGAGCAGUGAAUCACUUCAUCCAGAUCUUAGCCACAACAAUCACCAGCCACACUAUCCAGUGGAUAACAACACCAAUGAUGUUCAGGAUGUAACACACGAAGAGAUUAAUAAUGUGGAUUACCAAGCUCAACAUCACCCAACGGAUAUAGAAGAAAACAUCGUGGACGGAUCAUCAGACCAUCAUCAGACGGCUGAUGUAGAUAAUGAACACGGUGUAAGUCGAGACUCUCAUAUGUAUUUUACUUCUGCACGGAGUGAAGAGGUGCCAGAUAAAACAAUCACCAGCACUGUAACAGAUGGUUUCUCUACUGCAAACAGGGGGACCACAUUGGCAGGCGGUGGUGUCACUACAUCCGGGGUAUCUACCCACACUAUGACAUCUCAUGCCAGAAUAUCCGAUGACAGUCUGACAACUGGCAGUGGGCUGAGGACCACAGGUCACCCGGUGUCAAGGUCACACGCUCACACCGUCACCGCCUGGCCUUCUGUACGAACUCACCCACCAGGCGACAGACGCACGCGAAUGCCAACCACGCCCACACGCGACGUGCACCUCCCGUCUGUAUCGAGUACGGUUCUUGAGACGUUGCAUCCAACAGACGAACAAGACGCCCACUUCUCGAACAAGGACACAACAGAAUCCACACCGGUCAUACACACAGAAUCAACCGCGGAGGUUGAUGGGAAAACGGCAAUACCCUCAACCACCUCACUCUGGACCCCCUACACCACCACACCCUCCCCCACCACAACCCCAACCCCCUCCACCACCACACCCUCCAACACCCCCUCUUCCACGCCCCCUGUUCACAGCCUCCUCACUACAACCCUGACAUCACCCAACACCAUCACCACACGAGGACACAGUACAACCGGAAACACGCCCCUAGAUACGACGUCACCAAUGGCAAACACUAUAGAGAGUAACGUCAUCGGCAUGCCUACUGACGUCAGCAUCAGUUCUGACGUCAGCCAAUCGCCAGGGUUCCCUAGACAGAACAGUUCCCUGUCGUUUGUAGAACUCAGGUUCGGGAUGUCUUGGCUGAGUUUCUGUAAACAGCAGAGCCCCAUCAAAGGGGAGCUAGUCGAGAUAAUGCAGGCCAGUCAAAGGGAGAUCACUACUGACCAGAUUUUCUUGCUGAACGUGGAUGAGCGGCGGUGUGCCGACGUCACGGAAGACAUCUCCGUUCACCUGUACCUGGUGAACAAGUCUCAUCAAUACGACCGUGGCCUCACGCUAGACUGUGGGCAGGUGCUCCGCUCCAGCACUUUCCCUCGAGAUUCCAUCAUAAGGAGCAAGUUGCUUGAUGUUCGAAUCUAUGAUGCCUUUGACGUGAAUGCUUCAAAACCAGCGACUGAAAAGAUCGACACAAAUCCUUUCGCUGAUCCGGGUGUGACAGUUGCUGUUAUACUUGCUGUGGUGGGCGGGGCUUGCUGUCUGGGACUUUUGGCAAUACAGAUAUUUGUCCGUCAUCGCAACAGAGACCGCCAUGUUUUUAACCCAACCUUUAACAGGAGUUGUAGUUCUAGCAGUAUGGACUCCAUUCAGCUCUCUUCUGUAACGAAAUCUAGGCCAAACAGCGGUUUGUUCAAUCCUGGCCAGGAAAUUACUGACAGUCUUGAGCCCAGCCACCCAAUGAACUUCACUCAACUCUCAGAUUUCUGCUGCAGUGAGAGACACAUAGCACAGGAGUUUGAGACCAUCCCAUAUCGUAUGCCACGUUUGUCUGUUGUACCUAAAGGAGAAGAGGACAAAAACAGAUACGCUAAUAUUUUACCACUGGCUCACACAAGAGUCAAGCUCGUACAGGAUGGACCAGAACUACGCACAUCAUACAUCAAUGCAAAUUACAUUACGGGUCCCAACAAAAACUAUCAGUACUACAUAGCCACACAGGCGCCAACAGAAGGAACUAUCACAGACUUCUGGACCAUGGUCUGGCAGCAGCAGUCCAAGGCCAUUGUCAUGUUGACCCAGCUACAGGAGGAUGGGCAUGUGAAAUGUGCGUCCUACUGGCCAGAACUGGUGGGUAAAAGUGCUGCCCAGAAACAUGGAGACUUCCUGAUAGAACUCAAACAAAAGGACAUCCACCAGGAGUAUAUUGUGUCUUGCCUGGAAAUCAACCAUUUGAGGAAAAUCGAGAAAAGAGAGGUGCAUCACUUCUGGUAUACCUGCUGGCCAUCACAUGGUGUGCCAGAACCAAUCUCAUUGGUCAAGCUGGUGCUGGACACACGGCCAAAGUACGAGCACAGUGGCUACCCUCUCAUUGUCCAUUGCAGCCCGGGGACAGGCAGGACCUGUACGUUUGUAGCCCUGGAUCUGUGUAUGAGCCAGUUUGAGUCUGGUCGUAAUGUUGACGUCCUCAGGACAGUCUACAACAUGCGGCAAGAGAGGGCGGGAGCUGUCCAAAACAAAGAACAAUAUGCACUUCUAUAUCACGCAAUCAAUGAAUACGCAACAAUUGUGAUGAGUCCGGUAGUGUCCGCAGCUUCCUCUGCUACAACCCUCCACGCCCUCCUCUCUACAUGAUGGUGUCAGCUCAUAGACCAACCCCUCAAACUAUAGACAGAUGUCACAUGUCAAAGGUUACAGACUCACAGAUGACACCAGAUUGUUGAUCUAAAUGACACAAAGAUCUUUCAUGGCCAUUUCAUCCUUUUUUCUGCCACUCAACUGUUGUGUUAUAUUGUAGUUACAUAGUUGUAGAUCUUGUGGAGCAACUCUUGGUGAUUUACUACAAUUGAAAUUUGUUGUGUUGUUUUUUUCUUAUGUUUGCAGUCAAUCAAGCUAUUGAAAUAGAUUACAAAAUAUUACAUUUUCAAGCCAUGCUGGGCUUUUUGUGAAAUCCUUAUGUUUAUAUUGAUCUGUCAGAACAAUAAUUGAUGAUACUUCACUUUUUGCUGUCUGAUUCUGAAAUGUCACACAGUGUGGGGACUGGCAUUCAGUAUACAGCACUGGCAUUCUGUAUACAGCACUGGCAUUCUGUAUACAGCACUGGCAUUCUGUAUACAGCACUGGCAUUCUGUAUACAGCACUGGCAUUCUGUAUACAGCACUGGCAUUCUGUAUACAGCACUGGCAUUCUGUAUACAGCACUGGCAUUCUGUAUACAGCACUGGCAUUCUGUAUACAGCACUGGCAUUCUGUAUACAGCACUGGCAUUCUGUAUACAGCACUGGCAUUCUGUAUACAGCACUGACAUUCUGUAAACAGCACUGGCAUUCUGUAUACAGCACUGACAUUCUAGACUAAACUAGAUUUCAAAUCUUAUUUAAAGUUUGAUUAUUGUCUUGAGGCCUCCAGUAUGGCUAGGCCUAAUUGCUUGAAGUUUGCUUUAUCUCAAAUAAAAGUAUUUUAUUAGUGUAAAAUGAUUGUUUUAUUAAAUCAUUGUCUUAUCAAUUUAAAUGAGAUGUAGCAUCUAAAUGCAGGGCUGGCAUCUCCAGGUUUUGUUGGCUCUUUAUUGUGAACAUUGUGCUACAGGUCAAGGCUGUUUAUAGUAAACAUGUAAGGUUGUUUACAGUGAACAUGGUUCUAUAGGUCAAGGCUAUUUAUAGUAAACAGUUCUGUGUAGCGAAGAUAACAAGCAUAGCUGCUGCCUGUAAUUCAAUUUAUUUUGACUUAUUGUAUUAUAUCAAACUGCCAGCUUAACUGUUAGUUAUGAAUUGCCUUAUCACUCUCAUGUAUGUAUUGUUUACGCUUUAUUGGUCAUUUAAUGUGUAGAUGAGAAACACAUUUUUGUUUUCAACAUGCCAUAUUUUUUUUUCAAAAUAAAUUUUAAAA
Messenger RNA from Physella acuta, 4797 nucleotides. Its product is annotated as mucin-17. Lineage: Eukaryota; Metazoa; Mollusca; Gastropoda; Physidae. The record is from RefSeq and is a predicted model, not a curated record. Gene Ontology annotation, biological process: motor neuron axon guidance; protein dephosphorylation. Gene Ontology annotation, molecular function: protein tyrosine phosphatase activity.